Messenger RNA from Daphnia magna, 5441 nucleotides. Its product is annotated as RYamide receptor. Gene Ontology annotation, biological process: neuropeptide signaling pathway. Gene Ontology annotation, cellular component: membrane. NCBI's taxonomy places the organism in Eukaryota, Metazoa, Arthropoda, Branchiopoda, Diplostraca, Daphniidae. The record is from RefSeq and is a predicted model, not a curated record. Gene Ontology annotation, molecular function: neuropeptide receptor activity. The transcript has 6 exons. Bases 1246 to 3114 code for a protein of 622 amino acids.
CUCACGUCAGCUCACACGGCUCCGAUGCGGAUGGCAAUUCUUUAUAGUUCUUUCUCCGCUUCUUCGUUAAGAUAGAUAUUAUUAUUAUUUUGUGUGUGUGUGUGUGUUUGCGUGUUUGUGGUGAGGGAGCAAAUAAUAAAAUCUGGGCUUAAUAAUACCAAAUUAAAUGCUUAAUAAAGACUCGAGUUCGUUACGAAUGACUUGUUCUCUCCUUCUAUUGGCUCGUUCGUAGUGCCGCGUGAUAUACGGACGGUCCGACAGUUAAUCCGCUUUUUUUUCCUUUUUUUUUUCUGUGCGUUCUAUAUCUUUCGGCUUUUUCAUCCUUUAUCAGAGAUUAACGCUGGAAAGAAAGAACAAAAUAAGUCAUCGCAAGGGAGAGCUGGGAUUUGUGAUUGAGAAACAAAUAAUUCAAAUGAAUUUCCCCUCUCUGUGCGCUAAACUGGUUUCACAUAAAAGACAACAUCCGUAUGUGAGAUUCGAUUUCAACCAAUCGUCACAAACUGUUGCAAAAAUCAUUUGACUGGUGCGGGAAUUCCAUCAGGGCUUGUAUUUUAUUCAAAUUGCAUUGAAAACUCACGAAUCUCUCACGAAUUUACAGCCACAAACACGAAAAAAAAAUAAAAGGAAAGAAGAAAAUGUUCGGUACCCCAAAACGCCCAGCUUUCUUAUCGAGAUCUGCGAUCAAAGUUCAAUUUGGAGAAGAAAAAGAACGUCGUUUCCAUUUCGACGAGAUAAGUGGCUGGAUUGGAAGACGGAGCAACGAGACCGAGCUGAAGGGACUAACGUCUUGACUGGGCCUUCUUCGUUUUGCUUUAAUUCAAAUCGCUUCCCAACACACACACACACACACAAUCGCUUGUAUUUUGAUUUAGAUUUAUUGUUUUACCUGAUGUGGAUGCGGUGCACGCUUACGAUUUUCUUCUUGCCUCUUUGCCCGCCCCAUUGUCUUGGUCAAUCGCCAGUCCUAGUGCGUCGGCGUCGGUUCAUCUGCGAAAGGGCUGCGCCUUUCCAAAGUUCAAGUCCCGUCCGUUUGAAGAUCCUCUGGCGACAUUAAAGCUGCUGAUAUUUUCUCAAGAGCAUCAUCUCUCUCUCUCUCUCUCUUUUUCUUUUCUUUCUCUCCUAUUCCCUGGGCACACACGGACAGCUCAUUUGGCUAGAAUUUGCAUGUGGGCGGGACUGUGCGGAAAGGCAUUCGCACAAGAGCCGAAAUCGUGAGAAGUUACUGUUGAUCUCGAGCUGGCCGACAUGGCCGAAUUAACAGGCGAUCAAAGUGUUGCGAUCGGAAGCGACAACGGGACGGAUUUCCCCUCGGAUUGGAUGACGAACAACGGGACGUUUCAGCACAAUAUUAGUUUCGCGCCGUCGAACCACACUGAUUGGAUAUACGCCAUCGGUGACAACAGAUCGUGGCUGUGCCCCGUGUGGAACGAGACCGAUGGCGGAGUGGGCAAUUCCUUCACUCCGUCGGCCUUUUUUCAGGUCAUCAUUUACAGCCUUUACGGCGUCGUUUUCGUGCUGGCCCUGGUCGGCAACAUGGUCGUGUGCGCCGUCGUUUUCACCAGCAUCCGAAAGUGGACGGUGACGAAUUUCUUUAUCGUCAACAUGGCGGCCGGCGAUAUUUUAAUGGCAUUUUUCUGCAUACCGUUCACGUUCGUGCCGACAUUUGUGCUCCUUUACUGGCCGUUCGGAGCGGCCAUGUGUCGAUUAGUAAGCUUUUCGCAAGCCGUUUCCGUCUUUGUUUCAGCCUACACGAUGGUGGCCAUCAGCAGCGACCGGUACCUGGCCAUCGUCUACCCGCUGCGGCCACGCAUGACACGUAAACAGGCCAAGUGGAUCAUUGCCGCUGUUUGGUUGGCGGCUGUAUCAACCGCUCUGCCGAUGUUGAUUACAUCGAAACUGGUCGUGCCAGAGGACAGCAUGUGGCACCAAUGCGCCGAUCGCUACAUCUGCACGGAGGUGUGGGCUGACCAGAUGCAGAAGACUCAGUACACGGCCGUUCUUUUGCUGCUGCAAUACUGCUUCCCUUUGGCAGUGCUCGUCUUCACCUACGGAAGGAUCGGGCUCGAAAUUUGGGGUAAAAAAACUCCCGGAGAAGCGCACCAACAUCGUGACCUGCGAUUAGCCCGCUCCAAGCGCAAGAUGAUCAAAAUGAUGAUCAUCGUCGUUUUCUUCUUCGCCUUUUGCUGGCUUCCCUUCAAUCUGCUGCAGGUGAUCGGAGAGCAUUACCAGGAAAUCUGGAGCUGGACGAAAAUCAACUACGUCGUUUUCGCGUGCCAUUGGCUAGCCAUGUCUCAUUCGGCCUACAAUCCUAUUAUCUACUGCUGUUUCAACUCAAAGUUCAGACAGACGAAAGGGUUUCCAAGUAUUGGGCGUGCGCUGUGGCUGUCUGAAGGAGAACGCGGAGUGGCUGAACGCGGGCGAUUGCGACUGUGGUGCUCACAGCGGCACGCAAGGGAGCGCCCAUGGCGAUCACGGUUGCGCCCCGCUGCAACGGGUCAACACUUACACGACUUGCGCUGGCGGCAGCAAUUUAGGUCAGCACAGCAAGAACCCGUCGUGCCGGGUCCUGCUACCCACCAGCCACAACAACCAACACGGAGCCAACAUUCACUUUACGGGCCAGUUGGGUGCGCACAACCACCACCACCAUCACCAAACCAGCUGCAAAUCCAGCUGCUCGGUCCGUUCCCAGCACCAAGCGGAAGCCGGCGGCCAGCAGCCACGCGCAAGGUGUUGCUCCUCGUACAGCAACAGUGCGAACAUGCAACGCCGCUUCUCGCCGUCGUCAUCGGCGGCCGUUUGCGGCGCCAGCGUCAAUUACAGCCGAUCCGCUUCUCGUGCGCCCAAGUUUGUUUUCCGCACCAACUUCCCAACUCAAUCGUCGUGCCAUCAACAGCAGCGGCUGCUCUCUGGUGCUGGGGCUGGUUCGCCCACGAGCAUAACCAUCCCGUCCGGCGUCAACACCACGGCCGAAUCGCACAUUUGAAAGUGAGCGCGCAAGGCCACAAUAACGGCCAUCUGGUGCGACGGAAAUUCCUGAUCAACAAUAGCCGGCAAAAGGAUAAGAACAAAAGAGAUCUGUCGUGCGAGUCGCCUCCUCCUUCGAGGCUCUAACACACUAUAUAGGCCCACAUCCGUCUUUCUUUGAUCGUCUUUUAUUUGUUAAGUUUUGUUGACGUCUUCUGUUUUCUAUAUUGAUUUUUAACUCAUCAAAAAGGAGGAUUGCAAACGGCUGCCUGUGGCUGUUGACUUGUUCGUAUCCUGGUUUAGCAUUUUCCUUUUAAUUACGUACUUGACAUCAGUGAAAACGUAAUGCGAAAACUGGUUCAAUCGAUUAGCCAAGACGUUGAUAAUUUCAUGCCUGUUCCGCUCUUUAAAUUUCACGUUAAAGGGUUGGAAAGACAGUCCGCGUGGAUCUAACUCUAGUAGGGCGGCCAUUUAUUAUUAUUUGAAUACAAACGGGGAAGCUUAUGAAAAUGAGUAAAUGUCGUGAUACGUUUUGAAUCCGUUUCAUUUCAAUCGUGUAUCUAAAUGUGAACUGAUUCAAUUUUGACGCUAAACUGAAUCGUUCUAUCUGGAAAGAUUGUCUACUGUAGCUACAACACGAAUCACGUUUGCGUCACGUCUGUCAUGCUCUCUUAUACUCCGCACGUAUAUUAUUGUUGUUAUGUCUGUACAGUGACGUCACAUUGAUUGAGUCUGCGUACAAGCCAAUUUCGAAGAAUCAAACAUUAUUACGGUUUCGAAACACAGCGGCAGAAUAUGGCCUUGUGGGUUCCAAACGACAACUAUAUGUAUAUAGAAGAAAGAGAGAGUUUUGGGUUUCCCCUUGACCUGAUUUGAUGACUUUAUAUCUGGACGACACAUCGUCUUAAUUCUAUAAUGUGCUACGUUUAUGUUGUUUUUUUGUUUUCGCGAUUCCAUGUUGUUGUUUUGAUGGACGGUUUGACCGCAAAAUCGAAAAGAGAGAGUCAAUCUAAUGCGCAUUAAAAGCGUAAUGCCCUUCACCUUCUUUCCUUCUUCCCUUAAUUUGUUUUUUCUUGUUCGCGUUUCUAAAUAGAAAUUGACCGAUAUUAAAGCAAAAACGGCCUGAUUAGAUAACAAGUUAAUCUCUCAGCGCGUGUCUGUUGUAUAUCUCGACUCGCAGUCCGGUACGCGCUCACGUUGACCUUUACGUUGUUUCUUUUCGAUGUUUCAUCACCUGCCUACGUGUUGAAACGUUGACAUUCGACCAAUUUGUGUUCUAAUUCUUAUUUACUAAACGGACAUUUUCGACAACAAAUUGCUUACGGAAUUCGAUUAGCAUCGAUCAAUCCCAAUUUUAAAAAAAUAAUAAAUAAAAAAUAAGUCAAUAAAACUGAAGCCAGCGGAUUUCAAUUUUAACAAAAGCACAAAACGUGCUCCUCUUGAUUGCUAUAUCUUAACACACGUUUCACGCCCGAAAACCAAAAUACACAAAAACCAAUUGCCCAAUUUUAUACAUUUCGUCAGGUAAAAAGUCCGCACGAGUGAGUUGACAAAUGUCUAUAUUUUUCUCUGCCGAAAUUCCUUGAUUAGUACUCAAUGUCACUAUACCCGUUCUCGAUUGCUCCCCCACCAGCGCAUAUGUAUACCCCAGCACGCCCCUCUUCUCUGAGCUAAUAUACACGUUUUCCAUGCUACCACUUUAAUCCCGUGUAACCGUAUAUAGCCGUGCGAUAAAGCAUCUGUUUUCUUGUGCGCGUUGUUGGUGUGCGUGCGGGACUUGUACCGUCAAAGUCAACACUUUUAUUUGUACCUGCCGUUGUAUGAAACAAGGUAUAUACGUAACAUACAAAAUAUUGUCAAACAAUUACGUUUAUUUUAUUUUACUUUAUUUUAUUUUUUGUAUUUUAUUGUGAGCAGCAGUUUUUGAUUACUAGAGAAGAUUAGCCUAAACUAUAAAAAGCUUUGAAAAAAAUGGACAGCUCCAGUGUUUGGAGUGUACGUAUAACAGAUAACCAAAUGAAUUCUGGCAUUUGACUCAGUCGUUUUAGAUUUGAAAAAAACAAAACAAGUGGGAUUGAGGCUAAUGUUCUUAUAACUUAUUCCUUUGGUCCAUUUUUGUUCCCAUUUUAUACGACGAUAUACAAUAGGAAUUAUACUACCAAAAUGGAGAUGCAAGUUCUAGUUUUUCGCUUUCACAUUAUCUCGCACUAAGAGUCGAGCAUUCGUCGUCAGAUUUUGUUCCACUCUCACUUUUUUUUUCUUCUCUCUCUCUCUUCUUCUAUGUAUAUACGUUCUCUCAUUUUAAGGUGUCGCGUAAAGUCAAUGCCGGUGUGUUUAUUACUCGAUCGACAUCGGCCAGAAGGAGACGCCUUUGCACUUUGGCGUGAAACUCUGUUCGUAAAUCCCGCACAAAAGUGAUAAAGAAAAAAAACAAAAAACAAACAAUAAACGACACAGACCCACUCAAAAAAAAA